Messenger RNA from Lachancea thermotolerans CBS 6340, 1416 nucleotides. RefSeq names its product rRNA-processing protein LAS1 (gene LAS1). The transcript has a single exon. The record is from RefSeq and is a predicted model, not a curated record. Gene Ontology annotation, molecular function: endonuclease activity. Gene Ontology annotation, cellular component: Las1 complex; preribosome, large subunit precursor. Bases 1 to 1416 code for a protein of 471 amino acids. Gene Ontology annotation, biological process: maturation of LSU-rRNA; maturation of 5.8S rRNA. Lineage: Eukaryota; Fungi; Ascomycota; Saccharomycetes; Saccharomycetales; Saccharomycetaceae.
AUGGUAGCUCAUCGCCUAAGUCAUCGCGCACAUCAACUAAUGGCACAGCACGAGCCACGAAUUGUCCCCUGGAGAUAUAAGUCUGAUCUCGAUGGGCUAAAGCGGGCCUUUUACCCUAAGAAGUUUGGCACGGCAGACCGACGCCGAGAAGCUGUGGUGAAGGUCAGAUGUUGGAACACUCGAGGGCCAUACGUUCCACACACGGUGGAGUCGACUGCGCACCUCGCGGAAACCAAGAUGCUAGACGAGCAGGCACUCUUGAGUGGGAUACCGCUACAGCUGAGCUACACAAUGGCUAUGAUACGGUUCGUGAACGGGCUGCUGGAUCCUACUCAGCAGUCCCAGUUUGCGAUCCCGCUACACACACUGGCGGAGCGAAUGGGACUGCCGUCGUGGUUUGUGGAGUUGCGGCACUGCGGCACUCACGAGCGCGAACUGCCUAGUCUGGACAUGUUGCGACUGGCAAGCGAAAGUGCAUUGGAGUGGCUAUGGGAGCACUACUGGGACGCCGAUGAGGAGCCCGCGCAAGAGGAAGAAGAGCAGGAGCAGACCCCAGACGUGUCUGCCGAGACUGUGGAGCGUGUGCUCCGAAAGGCUUCUUCCAUCGCAAACUUACUAACGGCGAACGGGAACAUGUGGAAAACACAGCGCGUGUCGUCGAGCUUCACGGGUGAGCAGGACCCGCAGCAGAAAAGACAGAAGCGAGCAGAGAAGCCGGAGGAGCGGCUGGAAAGGUUUGUACUGGCCGCGAAGGACGCAUGGCGUUCCGUGAAAGCGCGCCCAGACGUGUUCGUUGGGGCCCUCAUGCGCAACUACCGCAGCCGCCAGGGCCCCGUGCUGGAGCUGCUGGCGGACCGCAUCCAGCCUUUCGGCUUCGAGCUGUGUCGCUGGGUGUGCGAAAACUACGACGCAGCCAUAAAACAGGGCCACAGCCCGCUGCGCGCCAGGUUCGACGCCGCGCGGCUGCGCGCGCUCCUGGGCCAAGUGUGCGACACGACGCUGGAUCUCAAGAAAGUGCUGGCGCACUGGGACCGUUGGGCCGAGAUGCUUCGUGCGCAUCCCAACUACGUGGCGCUGAAGUUGCUGGAGGGCUGCGAGCAGCAGCUCCAGAACGCGGCAGACAAGUUGCGCAAGAGGCACGCUCGCGAGGUGGACGAGCUCCGGGCUCUAGCCCAGCGACUGCGUGCAUGCGUUGUAAGUUCCGAGUUUAACAUGUACCAACUUGCCCAACCUCAGCCGCAGGACGCCUCACCAGCGGAGUCAGCGCCAACAGUACCACAAGCACAGCCGGUGCCGUCGGCGAACGACAUCCUCAAUGACCUAGCACAACUAAAGAAGACGGCUCAGCAUCGUCGUGCGAUCCGCGCAUGGGACCCUGCGCCAGACUGGACGCCAAGGCCCUUCGGCACAGUAUAG